CGGGCCCGGCCCGGCCCGGCGCCAUGGACCUUCGACUGCUGCUGUGCUGGGCGGCGCUGGCCACCGCGCUAGAAGAGACGCUCCUGAACACCAAGCUGGAGACGGCGGACCUGAAAUGGGUGUCUCACCCCCAGGUGGAUGGGCAGUGGGAGGAACUGAGCGGGCUGGACGAGGAGCAGAACACCGUGCGGACGUACGAGGUGUGCGACGUGCAGAGGCCGGCGGGUCGUCCCCACUGGCUCCGUACGGGCUGGGUGCCCCGGCGGGGGGCAUCCACCGUCUAUGCCACCCUGCGCUUCACCAUGCUCGAGUGCCUGUCCCUGGCCCGCGCCGGCCGGGCCUGCAAGGAGACCUUCACCGUCUUCUAUUAUGAGAGCGACGCCGACACCGCCACUGCCCUCAGUCCCUCCUGGAUGGAGAACCCCUAUGUCAAGGUGGACACGGUGGCGGCGGAACACCUGACGCGGAAACGCCCCGGGGCGGAGGCGACGGGGAAGGUGAACGUGAAGACGCUGAGGCUGGGCCCCCUGUCCAAGGCCGGCUUCUACCUGGCCUUCCAGGACCAAGGGGCCUGCAUGGCUCUCCUCUCCCUCCACCUCUUCUACAAGAAGUGCCCGGAGCUGACCGUCAACCUCACCCGCUUCCCCGAGACUGUGCCCCGGGAGUUGGUGGUGCCCGUGGCUGGGAGCUGCGUGGCGGGCACCGCCCCGGCCCUUGGGCCCGGCCCCAGCCUCUACUGCCGGGAGGAUGGGCAGUGGGCCGAACAGCCGGUCACCGGCUGCGUCUGUGCCCCCGGUUACGAGGCCGCUGAGGAGCACACCCGCUGCCGAGCCUGUGCUCCCGGUUUCUUCAAACCGCUGGCGGGAGAGGGGUCGUGUCAGCCGUGCCCCCAGAACAGUGCCCCCAACCCACCCGGCUCCGUCCUCUGUCCGUGUCGCGUCGGCUACUUCCGGGCCCCGACGGAUUCUCCCGGCUCCCCCUGCACCACACCCCCGUCGGCCCCCCGGAGCGUGGUGGCCCGCCUCAACGGGUCGUCCUUGCGGCUGGAGUGGAGCGCCCCGUUGGAGACCGGGGGCCGCGAGGACCUGACCUACGGCCUGCGCUGCCGGGAGUGCCGCCCGGGGGGCUCGUGUACCCCCUGCGGCGGGGGCAUCGCCUUCGACCCCGGCCCCCGCGGCCUGGCCGAGCCCUGGGUCGGGGUGCAGGGCCUGCGCCCCGACGUCACCUACGCCUUCGAGGUCACCGCCUCCAACGGGGUGUCCCCCCAAGCCCCCGGGCCACCCCCGGCCGAGGCCGUCAACGUCACCACCGACCGCGAAGUGCCUCCUGCUGUGUCCGACGUCACGGUGACAGGGAGGUCCCCGAGCAGUUUGAGGCUGAGCUGGGGUGUCCCCCACGCACCAAGCGGGGCCGUGCUCGACUACGAGGUCAAGUACUAUGAGAAGGGUGCGGAGGGCCCCAGCGGAGUCCGCUUCCUGAAGACGUCGGAGAAUCGAGUGGAGUUGAAGGGGCUGAAGCGGGGGGCCACAUACCUGGUCCAGGUUCGGGCCCGCUCCGAGGCCGGCUACGGACCCUUCGGCCGCGAGCAUCACUCCCAGACCCAGCUGGACGAGAACGAGAGCUGGAGGGAGCAGCUGGCGCUGAUUGCGGGCACAGCGGUCGUGGGAGUGGUCCUGGUCCUCGUGGUUGUUGUGGUGGCCGUCCUCUGCCUCAGGAAGCAGAGCAGCAGCCGGGACCCCGAGUACUCGGACAAACCCGGGCAGUACCUCAUCGGGCACGGCACUAAGGUUUACAUCGACCCCUUCACCUACGAAGACCCCAAUGAGGCGGUGAGGGAAUUUGCCAAGGAGAUUGACGUCUCGUACGUCAAGAUCGAGGAGGUGAUCGGAGCAGGGGAGUUCGGGGAGGUGUGCCGGGGCCGGCUGAAGGCGCCGGGGAAGAAGGAGAGCUACGUGGCCAUCAAGACCCUCAAGGGAGGCUACACGGAGCGUCAGAGGCGCGAGUUCCUCAGCGAGGCCUCCAUCAUGGGCCAGUUCGAGCACCCCAACAUCAUCCGGCUGGAGGGGGUCGUGACCAACAGCGUCCCGGUUAUGAUCCUCACCGAGUUCAUGGAGAACGGGGCCCUCGAUUCCUUCCUGCGGCUGAAUGAUGGCCAGUUCACGCCCAUCCAGCUGGUGGGCGUGCUGAGGGGCAUCGCCUCGGGCAUGCGCUACCUGGCCGAGAUGAGCUACGUCCACCGCGACCUGGCCGCCCGGAACAUCCUGGUCAACAGCAACUUGGUGUGCAAGGUGUCCGACUUUGGUCUUUCCCGCUUUCUGGAGGAGAACUCGUCCGACCCCACCUACACUAGCUCCCUGGGCGGGAAAAUCCCCAUCCGCUGGACGGCCCCCGAGGCCAUCGCCUUCCGCAAGUUCACGUCGGCCAGCGACGCCUGGAGCUACGGAAUCGUCAUGUGGGAGGUCAUGUCAUUCGGAGAGCGGCCCUACUGGGACAUGAGCAACCAGGAUGUGAUCAACGCCAUCGAGCAGGACUAUCGACUGCCCCCGCCCCCGGAAUGUCCGACGGCUCUGCACCAACUCAUGUUGGACUGCUGGCAGAAGGACCGGAACGCCCGGCCUCGGUUUCCGCAAGUGGUCAGCGCCCUGGACAAGCUCAUCCGGAACCCGGCCAGCCUCAAGAUUGUGGCUCGAGACAAUGGCGGGGCCUCCCACCCGCUCCUGGACCAGCGGUUCCCCCACUUCUCGGCCUUCGGCUCGGUGGGAGAAUGGCUGCGGGCCAUCAAGAUGGGCAGAUACGAGGACAGCUUCACGGCGGCCGGCUUCAACUCCUUCGAGCUGGUCAGCCAGAUCUCGGCCGAGGACCUGCUCCGGAUCGGGGUGACCCUGGCUGGACACCAGAAGAAGAUUCUGACGAGCGUCCAGCACAUGAAGACACAGGCCAAGCCCGGAGGGUCGGCGUCCGGGCCGGGGACCCCGGCUCCGCAGUACUGACCCGUCGCCCCCCAGCCUCGCCCCUCCUGUCAGCCCAGGACCCUGCCCGGAGGAGGGGCUGGGGAGGACCCAAGCGCGGGAUUGCACUUUGAACUCAUGGAACCGUGGGGGUCUGGGGGAAGAACCCCAGUUGGGGGAGACUGUGGGUAGACUCCUACCUUCCCUCAGCUUUGGGGGGACAUGGAGGAUUGGGGUGGGGGUUUGGGGAAGACCAAGGGACCGGGAAAAGGCCCCCUACCCACCCUUGAGGGCGGGGAGCGGGGCUGGGCCUCUUUCUUGGGGUCCCCUCUCACCCUGCUACCCCCCCACUUUUUCCCUCUCCUCCCUCUCCUUGGGGUCACAAACCAAAGAAAUCACAAAGGGGUGCAGGUGUGUUUGGGGAGGGUGCUCUUUGUGGUCACUGCCCUGAGAGGUUAUGGGGAACCAAACAUGGUGUCACACGGGGAAGAAAUGAUGUCACAAGCUCCCGGGAAGCAACAUUGUUGUCACUGUGUGUACCCAGCCACGUUCCCCCUCCCUCCACCCCUUCUGACUUCCUUUUUCCUUGGUAUCUGCCACCUUCAUAUUGAAGGCUUUUUUUUUGCUUUUUUAAAAAUGUCUUCUUCUGCCUCUCGCUUGGGUCUCUCCCGGGUCAGGGGGAACACACUCCCCAUGACCCCCUAAUACCGUUGAAACUGGAGGGAUCCGGGCUACCUGGACCCUUCGAAACCCAUCUGCCACAGGCCUGUUCAUCUCCCCCCGACCCCCAGUUGGGGACCACCCCCAGCCAUGGAAACCCCCCCCCCCCCAGCUUUGAUUUUAGGGCUGGGGGGAGAUCCAGGGAGUGAGGACCCCAGCCCAGCCCAGCCCAGCCCUGUGGGUCGGUGGGGGGAAAGGUCCUUAAGUUAUAAAGAAUUUGUUUUUGUAUAAAUAAAA
Messenger RNA from Tachyglossus aculeatus (Australian echidna), 3905 nucleotides. RefSeq names its product EPH receptor B4 (gene EPHB4). The transcript is spliced from 17 exons. Gene Ontology annotation, biological process: axon guidance; protein phosphorylation; cell surface receptor protein tyrosine kinase signaling pathway. The record is from RefSeq and is a predicted model, not a curated record. NCBI's taxonomy places the organism in Eukaryota, Metazoa, Chordata, Mammalia, Monotremata, Tachyglossidae. Gene Ontology annotation, molecular function: protein binding; ATP binding; transmembrane-ephrin receptor activity. Gene Ontology annotation, cellular component: plasma membrane; neuron projection. Bases 24 to 2990 code for a protein of 988 amino acids.